AUGACCCCCACUAGACCCGUGUUCACCGAUGACCAUUUCCAGGCACAAAACGCAGAUAAAUGGAUCGAGGCGAACGACGGUUUACGCGCUUUAUUUGAGGCGCACCAAAAUAGCAUGCGACUACUUGUGGAAGCGCUACGCAACCCGCCGGCUGUCAAGGAAAAGAAUAUUGGAUUGCCUGAAUUCCACCCCGAAAAUGCAGACACUGAUGCCCGAGCCUGGCUAGCAACUGCAGACAUCUGUUUGCCGGAUCGUGAUAUACAGGGAAGUAAACUUAUUCUUAUAAUUCUUAAUAAGGCCAUGAAAGGAUCAGCCGCAACAUGGUUGUCCCAAAUAGCUUUUUCCUAA
Parnassius apollo (apollo) is the source of this 348-nucleotide messenger RNA. The record is from the annotation of a GenBank genome assembly. NCBI's taxonomy places the organism in Eukaryota, Metazoa, Arthropoda, Insecta, Lepidoptera, Papilionidae.